Messenger RNA from Cyphomyrmex costatus, 1141 nucleotides. RefSeq names its product serine protease snake-like. The record is from RefSeq and is a predicted model, not a curated record. Gene Ontology annotation, molecular function: serine-type endopeptidase activity. Gene Ontology annotation, biological process: proteolysis. Lineage: Eukaryota; Metazoa; Arthropoda; Insecta; Hymenoptera; Formicidae.
AUGCACCAGGAAGAAUUCAGCGAGUACGUCAUUGCUUGCAGUUCUGCUAAUAUUAUUAAUGACACUUUGACUCACGGAUCGCCAAUCGUUAAUAAACGACCUCAUCAAUGUAAGGAAUAUUCCGAUUUGGUUUACGAAACCGAGAAUUCGCCGACUUUACGUAUCAAUGCCGGCUCGAAUAAGGUCUCCCGCUGCGCUGUUGUCGAGACACCUCUAAUCAUCGGCGGAAUCCAAGCGAAACAUGCGGAAUUUCCGCACAUGGCAGUAAUCGGUUAUGGUAAACAAGAUGUGUCCUGGCAAUGCGGAGGAAGCAUCAUCUCCGAGAAUUUUAUUCUGACAGCAGCGCAUUGUAUGGAAUCCCCGGACAAGGGUCCCGCGAGCAAAGUGCGAGUCGGUUUAAUUAAUCUGUCAACUCCCGGUGAGGCUAUGCAGGAGAGGAAUGUCGCGGAAAGAAUCAAGUAUCCAGAUUAUAAAUUUUCAGUCAGAUAUCACGAUAUAGCGUUACUCAAGCUUGAACAACCAUUAGAAUUGAAUCCUCGAAUACGACCCGCGUGCCUUGAAAUAGAAUCCCGACUACCAAGUCAAAGUGCUAUCGCCUCUGGAUUUGGUAAAACAACCUACGAAUCUAGUAUUGGCAGCAACGAAUUGAUGAAAGUUCAGUUAAACUACAUUUCCGAAGAUGAAUGUAAAAAAACUUAUGCUGAGGAUCUUGGUACUCGGCGGCUGCCCGAUGGUUUAAUACCGAGCUUACUUUGCGCCGGUGUAAUGGAAGGCGGUAAAGAUACUUGUCAGGGUGACAGUGGCGGUCCAUUACAAAGAAUUCUCGCGGAACCUUACUGCAUGUACAGCAUCGUUGGUGUGACAAGCUUCGGCAAGUUUUGUGCCUUCAAAUCAUCGCCCGCAAUAUACACCAGACGAGAUUUGGAUCAAGUCGAGGGUGGAAGCUCAAGACGGACUCCUAUUCACAGGCGGGCUGAAAAUCCCAGGAAUGAAGAAACGGAGGAGGAAGAAGAGAACGUUUGAGAAGAUAACGUGCGACGAUGAUGUCCGCAUUGGCGAGCGUAGUUAUUGAUGUUAUAGCUGGAGGCAGACGUUGAAUGAUGUCAUGAACCGGUCAUACGAUAAUGCGGAUGCUAAGAUC